GUGGCGGAAGUGACGAGUUUAACUAACCUAUAAUACAUGUGUCAAAAUUGGUAAACAAAAACAUAUUGACAGAUUUGACAGUUGGUUAAUUGUUAAGAAAUUAAAGAAAUGUAAAAAGUAGUUUGUCAAAUUGGAUUAUUGUUGUAUUUAAUAGUCAACUAAAAAGAGGAAUAUAAAUGUUUAUAGUUGACAAAUUUUUAUAAACUAUUGAAUUAUAGUUGUCAAAGUUUAAAGAAUUAAAUAAAAUACUACAAUGGCCUUUCUUCGAGGCUCUGCUAAUUAUGUAUGGUGUACAACCAGUGUACUUGGAAAAGGUGCCACAGGUGCUGUUUUUCAAGGGGUAAAUAAAAAUAAUGGCGAACCAGUUGCUGUAAAAACAUUUAAUCAACUUAGUCAUAUGCGACCUCAUGAUGUUCAAAUGCGAGAAUUUGAAGUAUUAAAGAAAGUUAAACACGAAAAUAUUGUUAAAUUAUUAGCAAUUGAAGAGGAACAAGAUGGCCGUGGGAAAGUAAUUGUUAUGGAACUUUGUACUGGUGGAAGUUUAUUUAAUAUUUUAGAUGAUCCAGAAAAUACAUAUGGUUUAUCAGAAAGUGAAUUUCUUCUUGUAUUAGAACAUUUAUCAGCGGGAAUGAAACAUUUGAGAGAUAAUAAUUUAGUACAUCGUGAUUUGAAACCUGGUAAUAUUAUGAAAUUUAUUGCCGAUGAUGGCAGUACUGUUUAUAAACUUACUGAUUUUGGUGCAGCACGUGAAUUACAGGAAGAUCAACAAUUUGUAUCACUUUAUGGUACUGAAGAAUAUUUACAUCCUGAUAUGUAUGAGCGUGCUGUUUUAAGAAAACCCGUGGGAAAAACAUUUGGAGCAACUGUUGAUCUUUGGUCAAUUGGAGUUACUUUAUAUCAUGUGGCAACGGGAAAUUUACCAUUUCGUCCAUUUGGCGGUCGAAGAAAUAAAGAAACAAUGUUUUAUAUUACAACUAAAAAAGCAUCGGGUGUAAUAUCAGGUACACAAACAUCAGAAAAUGGACCAAUUGAAUGGAAUAGAGAAUUACCACAAAAUUGUCAAUUAAGUACUGGUCUUAAAAAAAUUACAACACCAUUAUUGGCUGGUUUAUUGGAAGUUGAUCCACAGAGAAUAUGGUCUUUUGAACGUUUUUUUGCUGAAGUUAUGGAUGUAUUGAGUAGAAAACAAAUUUAUAUAUUUAAUGUUCCACGUGCUGAUAUUAUUAAAAUUUUCUUACAUCCUGAGGAAAAAAUGAAUGAAUUUCAAAAUCAUAUACAAGAUCAAACUGAUAUUUCUCUUCAUGCACAAAUAUUGUUAGUCAAUGAAAAUCCAUUGUCAUUUCUUGUUGAUGAAUCAACACCUGGCAAAGGUUAUCCAUUAACAACAUUAGAUAAUCCUUUAAUAUUAUUUUCACGUGAUAAUAAUAAUGUGAUUAUUCCAAAAGAUUCUGAAUUACCAAAAUUUCCAACAUUUUCAAAUCUUGUCUCAGUUGAAAAUGAUGCUAGUCAAGCAAAAUUAUCGUGUUCCGUUGGUCAUGUUUGUAAAAGAAGAAUUGAUAAUUUAGUGAGAUGCAGUAAAUUAUCACAGGAUGCAGUUUCUGCAUUUAUGAAACUUUUAUCAACAGAUUUGACAAAACUUUUAAAUAAAUGUCAUCGUUUAAAGGAUUUAACUAAAGCAAUAGAAGACACUGUCACGGCAACAGAGAGAACUGAACAUAUUGCUAGGCAAAUUUUUCGUAAAUUUAGAAAUCAAAUUAAUUUUGAAUUUAAAAAUUGGAAGAAGGAUCUUGAUUUGAAAAGUAAAGAACUUUUGGUAGAUCUAGCUCCAGCGGUGACACAAUUGCAUCAAAGAUACGUGAAAGAAAAUAUUUUACAAGCAGAAUGGGAUAAUAUUACUCGUUGUUUAAAAUGUCCAUGGUCAUCAAAAGCAAAUCAAAGAGCAACAACAUUGGUAGAUCGUUUAAGAGAUGGCUGGCAACAUUUAUUACGUGAUAGAGCAACUCGAAGUCUUUCAUAUAAUGAUGAACAAUUUCAUGUCUUGGAGCGAAUUAAGGUAACAGAAACUGGACGUAGGCUUAAAAUUCUUCUUGAUUUAGAAUGUAUACCAGCGAUUACUCAACGAUCUGAAUCAUUGGCAGAUUGGUAUAAAAUGGCACAAACGGUAUAUUUGCAAUCUCAAAUUUUAGACAAAGAUGUUGGCAAUUAUGAAACAACUUUAGAAUCAUUUUCAUAUCGACUUUUUCAUGAAAGUAAAGAACAUUAUGAUAAUAUUUUACAUGAAAUAGAUAAAUUACCAGGCAAAUUAUCAACAUUGGAGAGACCAAAUGUUUUAGAUAAUGGAAAUGUUAAAAAAUGGCGAAAUAUUUGUGAUAUACAGGAACAAAUUUGUUUUAUUCUUCAGGAAAAUAAUCAAUUAGUUGAUGAAUUGGAUAGUUUAUCAAUUGUAGAUGUAUUUGACAAUGAGAAAGAAAAUUCUGAAUUUCAUUGAUAGUAAAGAAAUUUUUUUAAAUAUUUAAAAACAUAAUUUUUUAUGUUUAUAAAUAUAUCAAGAAUGUAUUAAUAAUAAUUUUACUGGAUGCAUUUUGCAGUAAAAAAAAUCACAAUUGCCUAAAAAUAUAAUUGAUAUUUAUUUUAAAAAAUUUUAAUUACAAAUUUCUAUAUACCUAAUAAACAAACUGAAUUUAAAUUAUAUUUUUGUUAUAACAGUGUUAAAAUAUAUAAACUUUAAUAAGGUUUGAA
This is a messenger RNA of Leptopilina boulardi, 2739 nucleotides long. RefSeq names its product inhibitor of nuclear factor kappa-B kinase subunit epsilon (gene IKKepsilon). Gene Ontology annotation, molecular function: ATP binding; protein serine/threonine kinase activity. Gene Ontology annotation, biological process: peptidyl-serine phosphorylation. The transcript is spliced from 4 exons. NCBI's taxonomy places the organism in Eukaryota, Metazoa, Arthropoda, Insecta, Hymenoptera, Figitidae. Gene Ontology annotation, cellular component: cytoplasm. The record is from RefSeq and is a predicted model, not a curated record. The coding region runs from base 254 to 2488 and encodes 744 amino acids.